Penicillium lagena is the source of this 1260-nucleotide messenger RNA. Its product is annotated as T2 family ribonuclease. Gene Ontology annotation, molecular function: RNA binding; ribonuclease T2 activity. The transcript is spliced from 6 exons. The record is from RefSeq and is a predicted model, not a curated record. NCBI's taxonomy places the organism in Eukaryota, Fungi, Ascomycota, Eurotiomycetes, Eurotiales, Aspergillaceae. The coding region runs from base 1 to 1260 and encodes 419 amino acids. Gene Ontology annotation, biological process: RNA catabolic process. Gene Ontology annotation, cellular component: extracellular region.
AUGUGGGGAUCCGGUCAACAACCGCUGCGGGGGCUUCCAGGCCCCCAGACCAUUCUCAAGACCUUGGCCGGCUCACUGGGGCUGUCCUCGCUCUCAAAUCCAGAAACGCAAUCACUGGAAACCGCAUCAACCUGCUCUCGCUCAGACCUAAGCUGCCACACCGUGUAUAAUGGCCAAGACACCUGCUGCUUCAACUACCCGGGCGGUCAAUUCCUGUUGACCCAGCUCUGGGACUUUGACCCGGCACUCGGUCCAGAUGACUCCUGGACAAUACAUGGACUCUGGCCGGAUCACUGCAACGGCGGGUUUGACCAGUUCUGUGACUCGCGCCGGAGCUACAGUAACAUCUCGCUGAUCCUCGUCGACUCCGGUCGAGGGGAUCUCGUGGAUUACAUGGGCGAGUACUGGAAAGAUUUCCGCGGCGAUGACGCCAACCUCUGGCAGCACGAGUGGAACAAGCACGGUACCUGCAUCAGCACCUUGGAGACGCGGUGUUACGAUGGUUAUAUGCCACAGCAGGAGGUAGUGGACUACUUUGACAAGACCACCGAGGUCUUUAAGACACUGCCUUCAUACCAAGUCCUCGCGGAUGCAGGGAUCACUCCAUCCCAUACCCAAACAUAUGCUCUGGACGAUAUAGAGGACGCCCUGGAGCGUUUCCAUGGUGCUCCAGUGACUGUCCGCUGUCGAUACCACUCGCUGAGCGAGAUCUGGUACCACUUCAACGUAGCGGGAAAUCUACAGACCGGGAAGUUUGUGCCCGCGAAGCCAGACGGUCAAACCUCCAACUGCCCUGCCAGAGGCGUCCGCUAUCCACCAAAACGAGGUCAGAAUGAGCCAACGAGGACAACAACUGGUCAUUCUGAGCCGACAGCAACAGGAAUUCCGUUCCUGGGUAAAGGAAACAUGAUGGUCUCCCGUUCAAACCAAAUACGCGGCUGUAUUAUCAGCUACGGGACAUGGUUUGUGUCUGGAACAUGUGCCACUUUCCGGGCAGAGAAAGUUUCAGAGGAUAAAUUCACCCUGACCUCUAGCAAGGGGUCUUGCAGCUUUGAAGAAGACACAUUGAACUGCGGCCCUCACGUUGAUGCCCCAGAAGAAUUUACGGUGAAGGAUGGGAAGCUCUGCUACAUGGGCAACACGACUUUCUUCGCCGACAAGGCACCAAAGGGCCAUGUGCAAAGUCAAGUGUUUGCCUCACAAGAAGAUCAUCAAAUUGAGAUCGAGAUCACCUGGAAGUCGCGGGAUUCGAACUUUUGA